Molecule: messenger RNA, 1030 nt
Organism: Abrus precatorius (Indian licorice)
Lineage: Eukaryota; Viridiplantae; Streptophyta; Magnoliopsida; Fabales; Fabaceae
Product: armadillo repeat-containing protein 7
Exons: 7
Coding region: 104-637 (177 amino acids)
Molecular function (GO): protein binding
Source: RefSeq, a predicted model, not a curated record
CUCAUCAAAGCUCUUCCAUUUCCUUCACCCUGUAGUUCCUCCAACAAGCGACCUUGGUUUUCGCGGUGAGAUUUUCUGCAAUCGAUCCGCUGCAUCCGCAUACAUGUUCACCAAUGACCAAAGGCAACAAGAACGAACAGGGAAAUAUGGAACUCCUAGAUUGCAAUACCUUCAGGAAUUGGUGACUAAGUUUCAGAAUACAUCUGAGGAUGAAACAAAAGAGCAGAUUUUGGCAAAUUUGGCCAAUUUUGCCUAUGAUCCUUACAACUAUAACUUCUUGCGUCAGCUUAAUGUUUUGGAACUUUUUCUUGACUGCUUAACUGAACCCAAUGAAAAGCUUGUGGAAUUUGGUGUUGGAGGGAUAUGCAAUUCUUCUGUUGAUCCAGCCAAUGCCGCAAUUGUAACUAAUUUUGGUGGUAUACCUCUUAUAAUUCAGUGUUUAUCAAGCCCAGUUAGAAACACUGUGAAUUAUGCACUUGGGGCACUUUAUUAUGUUUGUAACGAAUCUAACAAGGAAGAGAUUUUAAAGCCUGAAGUUGUUGAUGUCAUCAAGAGGUAUGCUGCAGCGAAAGAAGUUAGUGUGAGCUUCAGUAAUCUGGCUAAGGCUUUUCUAGAUAAACAUCUAUCAGGGAACUAGUAAAACACAGCUUACCAUUCCAUACUCAUAAUUGCAAGGCAUAUAUCUUGUUUAAGACAACCUUUCUGCUCACAAUUUAAAUUACUCUGUACACAGUCCAAAUCCAAUUCAGUUAUUUGCUCGUUUAUUCAAACUAUUGAUUCUUUGACCAAAAGUUGUCAUACAUAAAGAUUGAACGCCAUCUUACAAGGAUAGAACCAAGUAGCAUUGGCCAAAGUGGAAUGUGUUCUUAGGACCACUUUUUUUUUGUUUGUAAACUUACAAAAUUAUUCCCUUGGUAUUUUGUGAGUACUAGUAUCACUGUAUAUUCUGAUGGUGUAAAAAUUUGUAGGACAUUAUUUAUAACAUAUCAGCCUAAAUGUAUAAAAUUGAAAAACACUAUAUUGCUCCGUU